Fonsecaea nubica is the source of this 1512-nucleotide messenger RNA. RefSeq names its product ATP-dependent RNA helicase eIF4A. Gene Ontology annotation, molecular function: RNA binding; RNA helicase activity; ATP binding. The record is from RefSeq and is a predicted model, not a curated record. NCBI's taxonomy places the organism in Eukaryota, Fungi, Ascomycota, Eurotiomycetes, Chaetothyriales, Herpotrichiellaceae. The coding region runs from base 1 to 1512 and encodes 503 amino acids. The transcript is spliced from 10 exons.
AUGUCGUGGAAUUUUUCGCGUGCCGCCUAUCAAGUCAUUAACAUCUUCGCGAGAAGGAAGAGGCAGAGGGAGAAGAAGAAGGCUGUAAAGAAGGCCGCGAGGGACGCCGCAGCCAAUCCAGUAGCAUCUGUGAAGGAGGAGGCCGCCGCCGCCACUACCACCACCAACACCACCGUUGCCUCAGAGGCAGACGGUGUUUUUAUCAAGGUGGAGCCUGAGGCUGAGGCUGGGGUGGACGGGGGCGAGGCUGGCAACUUCAGCCUCGGCGGCUGCCCAGUCACGAGCAAAUUCAGCAACCAAAUCAACCAAAUCGCAAUCAUGGCCGACAAAGGUCUUGAAGAAGUCCCAGAGUCUCAAAUUGAGUCAAACUACGAUGAGGUUACCGAUUCUUUCGAUGCUAUGGGUCUCAAACCGGAGCUGCUCAGAGCAGGAAUUUAUGCGUACGGGUUUGAACGUCCUAGUGCUAUCCAGCAGCGUGCAAUCAUGCCGGUGAUCAAAGGAUCGGACGUGAUCGCCCAGGCGCAAUCCGGAACAGGAAAGACGGCUACUUUCAGCAUCUCGUGCUUGCAAAAGAUCGAUCCCAACCUCAAGGCAUGCCAGGCUCUGAUCCUGGCGCCGACGCGUGAGCUGGCGCAGCAAAUCCAAAAGGUGGUUGUCGCGAUCGGAGACUUUAUGAAUGUGGAAUGCCACGCAUGCAUCGGAGGAACAAAUGUGCGCGAGGACAUGAAGGCGCUUCAGGACGGCCCACAGGUCGUUGUCGGUACUCCUGGUCGUGUGCACGAUAUGAUCCAGCGUCGGGUGUUGAAGACGGACAGCAUGAAGAUGUUCAUUUUGGACGAGGCUGACGAGAUGCUCUCGCGCGGAUUCACCGAACAAAUCUACGACAUCUUCCAACUCCUUCCCCAAUCCACUCAGGUCGUCCUCUUGUCCGCCACGAUGCCCCAAGACGUUUUGGAGGUCACGACCAAAUUCAUGCGCGACCCGGUCCGCAUCCUCGUCAAAAAGGCCGAGUUGACAUUGGAGGGUAUCAAACAGUUCUACAUUGCGGUGGAAAAGGAAGAGUGGAAACUCGACACGCUGUCUGAUCUCUACGAGACAGUGACCAUCACACAAGCCGUCAUCUUCUGCAACACGAGAAGAAAGGUCGACUGGCUCACCGACAAGCUCCAGGCUCGUGACUUCACAGUCUCUGCCAUGCAUGGCGACAUGGAGCAGGCUCAGCGUGAUGUGAUCAUGAAGGAGUUCCGAUCAGGAUCCUCGCGAGUGUUGAUUGCCACCGACCUUUUGGCGCGUGGUAUCGAUGUGCAGCAAGUCUCACUGGUCAUCAACUACGAUCUCCCUGCCAACCGCGAAAACUACAUCCAUCGUAUCGGACGUGGUGGUCGAUUCGGCCGAAAAGGUGUUGCCAUCAACUUUGUCACCGCCGACGAUGUUCGCAUGAUGAGAGAAAUCGAACAAUUCUACAGCACUCAAAUCGAAGAGAUGCCAAUGAACGUUGCUGACCUCAUCUAA